This is a messenger RNA of Diospyros lotus (date-plum), 1506 nucleotides long. Its product is annotated as probable pectate lyase 5. The record is from RefSeq and is a predicted model, not a curated record. The coding region runs from base 43 to 1272 and encodes 409 amino acids. NCBI's taxonomy places the organism in Eukaryota, Viridiplantae, Streptophyta, Magnoliopsida, Ericales, Ebenaceae. Gene Ontology annotation, molecular function: pectate lyase activity. The transcript has 4 exons.
UCUUCUGUAAUUUUCUUUGCAUAGGCAGGAAAGUGAAAGAAAAUGGCAAUGUCUACCACCACUCUUGCUCUCUCUUUCCUUUUCUCUACUCUCUUACUUCAAGCUCCACCCCUAGUUUUCCCCUUUCCGGCGGUUCAAGACCCCGAUCUCGUCGUACAAGAAGUUCAUACGAGAAUCAAUGCGUCGAGGAGGAACCUGGGAUACUUGUCUUGUGGCACCGGCAACCCAAUUGACGAUUGCUGGCGGUGCGAUCCGAAUUGGGAGAGCAACCGGCAGCGGCUGGCGGAUUGCGCCAUUGGGUUCGGGAAGAACGCGAUGGGCGGCAAGAACGGCAGGAUUUACGUGGUCACCGACUCCAGCGACGACGACCCGGUGAACCUCAGGCCCGGAACUCUCCGGCACGCGGUGAUCCAGGACGAGCCUCUGUGGAUCGUCUUCAAGCGGGACAUGGUGAUCCAGCUCAAGGAGGAGCUGCUGGUGAACUCGUUCAAGACCAUCGACGGCCGAGGGGCUAGCGUCCACAUCGCCGGCGGGCCGUGCAUCACAAUCCAUUACAAGAGCAACAUCAUCAUCCACGGCAUCCACAUUCAUGACUGUAAGCCCGGCAGGGGCGCCAUUAUACGGGACUCGCCGGAGCAUGCCGGGCAUUGGCUAGUGUCGGACGGCGACGGGGUGUCGAUCUUCGGCGGGACGCAUAUCUGGGUUGACCACUGCUCGCUGUCGAAUUGCCAGGACGGGCUGAUUGACGCCAUCCAUGGAUCCAACGCCAUCACCAUCUCCAACAAUUUCUUGACUCAUCAUGACAAGGUCAUGCUGUUGGGCCACAGCGAUUCAUACACUCAGGAUAAGGACAUGCAGGUCACCAUUGCUUUCAAUCAUUUUGGUGAAGGCCUGGUGCAAAGGAUGCCUAGGUGCAGACAUGGGUACUUCCAUGUGGUGAACAAUGACUACACUCAUUGGGAAAUGUACGCCAUUGGUGGGAGUGCAAACCCAACCAUCAACAGCCAAGGCAAUAGAUUUCUGGCAUCCAACCUAGCAGUCAGGAAAGAGGUGACAAAACACGAGGAUGCGCCGGAAAGUGAAUGGAAAAACUGGAACUGGCGGUCGGAAGGAGACUUGAUGCUGAACGGCGCCUACUUCAGGCAGUCGGGGGCCGGUGCGUCAUCCCCUUAUGCUAGGGCGUCCAGCUUGAGCGCUCGACCAUCUUCGCUUGUGGGUUCGAUGACUGCAACUGCGGGUGCGCUUGGCUGCCGGAAGGGCUCUCACUGCUGAUCACUUGAAGGAUCAUAAUGUAUUAGUUAAGCUGCAACAGUACGUUAAUUAAGAAUAACACAGUAGAGAGAGAGAGAUCAAAGGAAGAGAAGAGUGAAACCCUUAAUUCUCUGUUUUUAAUGGUUAAAUGCACAACCUCUGCCCUGUUUCUUCGCUUUUGUAAGGGCCAGAAGGGUUGACUGAAGUGUGAGUUUGAUUAUGGAUUGCUAUAUAUCUAUGCUAAGUGUCUUCUAA